GCCAGGCUCUGGGUUCACCCCAAUGCAGGUGGAGCAUGAAUUGGAGCUGCACAGCCGCCUGUGCCACCGCCACGUCGUCCGGCUGCACGGGCACUUCAGCACCCACAGCCACCUCUACCUGCUGCUGGAGCACUGCGGGCGCGGGGUGAGCGGGGCUGGCGGGGAUGUGGGGUCAGCACCGGGGUUGUGCUGUGCUCUGAUCCCCCUCUCUGCCCUGCCCCAGUCCAUUGCUGACAUCCUGCGGGCUCGAGGGGUGCUGACGGAGCCGGAGGUGAGGUACUACCUGCAGCAGGUGAUCGCCGGGCUGUGCUUCCUCCACGGGCACAGCAUUGUGCACCGGGACAUCAAGCCAAGUAACCUGCUGGUGACCGAGGAGAUGCAGGUGAAGAUCGGGGACCUGGGGCUGGCACGGGUGGUGGCAGGAGGCAGGCAGCACUGGGGGUGAGCGCAGCCAUGGCACCCCAUCCCUCGGGGUACCAGCAUGGAGCUCACUGUGCCCUCCAUGCAGGGCGCUCUGUGGCACGCCAGGAUAUUUAGCCCCAGAGGUGCUGGAGCGCAAGGGCCACGGGCUGCCCUCUGAUGUGUGGGCACUGGGCUGCGUCAUGUAAGUGGUGGCCCAGCAGGUGGGCUGGCAGGGGAUGGCCACGGCCAUGCUGAGCACCCAAACCCCCCAGGUACACGGUGCUGACAGGCAGCCCACCUUUUGGAGCAGCAGAGCGGCAGGAGCUGUACCAGCGCAUCCGUGCAGUGCAGUAUCCCCUGCCCAGCUGCCUCUCAGCCCGGGCACAAGCUCUCCUCACACAACUGCUGGCCCCCGAGCCCACGGCACGACCCAACCUGCAGGAUGUGCUGGAUCACAGCUUCUUCAGCCAGGUGGGUGUGCGUGGAGGUGGGGGAGCAGCCACGUCCAUGCAGGCACGCGGGGAGUCACUGCCUGUCUCUGCACAGGGCUUCACACCAGCCACG
This is a messenger RNA of Phasianus colchicus (ring-necked pheasant), 966 nucleotides long. NCBI's taxonomy places the organism in Eukaryota, Metazoa, Chordata, Aves, Galliformes, Phasianidae. The record is from RefSeq and is a predicted model, not a curated record.